Messenger RNA from Corylus avellana, 1231 nucleotides. RefSeq names its product Translocon-associated protein (TRAP), alpha subunit. Lineage: Eukaryota; Viridiplantae; Streptophyta; Magnoliopsida; Fagales; Betulaceae. The record is from RefSeq and is a predicted model, not a curated record. Gene Ontology annotation, cellular component: endoplasmic reticulum; endoplasmic reticulum membrane.
AAGAGUUCGGCUUUGCCUUGCCCUUAUGUUUUAACCCACACGGUCUCGCUGUGGAUCCCCAUUUGCACAACAAAGAAAACCAAAACCCGUCUCAGACCAAACUCACCAACCCGUCCAAAGCUUCCAAUCAUGGCUAUGAAGAACGUUAGGGUUUUCUUCCUCGCUCUCCUCCUCCUCCUUGCCUCCCCUCUCGCCCAAGUUGCUAAGUGCCAAUCGGAUUCAGACGUGGAGGCUACAGAGGCUGUUGAAGAAGUGGGUGAUCUUGGGAUCGUUGGUGAAGAUGUCCAAGAUUUUGGUGAUGGGAUUUUUAGCCCAGCUCCCGGAGUUGAGACAAUAUGUGUUUUCCCUAAGAAUAGUGCUAGAGUGGUGCCAGCUGGAGAAGAGACUGAACUAUUGGUCGGAAUGAAAAAUGAUGGGGAGGCCACUGUGAACGUCAUUGCAAUUAAGGCCAGCGUUCAUCUUCCUUUUGAUCAUAGUCUGCUGGUUCAAAAUCUUACUGCACAGGCUUUUAACAACGCAUCAGUUCCAGCUUCAGCACAGGCUACUUUCCCAUACAUAUUUGCUGUUAGCAAGUUCUUACAGCCUGGAACAUUUGACCUUGUAGGCACCAUCAUAUAUGAAAUUGACCAGAAUCCUUACCAGAGCACCUUCUAUAAUGGCACCAUCGAAGUUGUUGAGGCUGGUAAUGUUCUCAGCAUUGAGUCCGUUUUUCUUGUUACCCUUGGAAUUGCCCUUCUUGUCCUCCUUGGCGUAUGGAUCCGUGGUCAAAUAAAGAACCUUUCCAAGAAAACUAAGAGGGCUCCCAAGGUGGAAGUUGGAACCAAGACUAUGGAUGCCUCAAUGGAUGAGUGGCUUCAGGGAACUGCAUAUACUCAGUCAUUGUCAGGCAAAUCGAAGAAGAAAAAGUAGAUGACCAUUCUCAUCUGGUUCAGCUGCACAAGCCAUUACACUGAAGGGCAGACUCUUGUAACUCUUGCUAGGCAUUUGAUGACUUUAAGAGAGCUCAAAAGGUUGGAGUAGUUUUGGAAAUUAGACCAGAAAAGACUUGUCUUGCCUGUUGUAGCAUUUGGAAGAAAUUUUUUACAUUUAAAUUUUAUUGGAGACGAAGUUGAGCAUUUUGAGGUAAAACUAACGCAAAUUUGAGUUAGGAAGGAUACAAUUUUCUGUGACACCACAAAAUUUUCUUAGAUUACAUGCACUUUUUUAUAUUUAAAUUUUACCAUUGAAGUUU